AGUUGGCCUAUCAUGCAUCAAUCUCCACACCUCGAACAUUAUACUGAGCGGUCAUGAUAGAAUUGUAAAGACAGAGUUACCUGUACACGAGAUGACUAAUUUUGCCUUCAUAACUGGCGCGAUUAUUUUUUCAAUUCAAUUUGUACCAAAUCAGUGCCAAGGUUUCCUACCUGGGUCGCUAAGGUUACAAGGGCCAUCAAGUGGCAAUGGUUCUGGCCGUGUCGAAGUAUUACACAAAGGAUACUGGGGAACAAUCUGUGAUGAUGGAUGGGAUAUGAAAGAUGCUAAAGUAGCAUGUCGUCAACUUGGUUAUCAAGAUGUUGCAAGAACUCUUCAGAGGAACGAGGUUCCUUCUGGUUCUGGAAAUAUUUGGCUAGUUGCUCUUGAUUGUACUGGAGAGGAAGAAAAUAUUACAAGCUGUUAUCACAAUGGUUGGGGGAUUCAUUCCUGCACCCAUUCUCAAGAUGCCGGAGUAGAAUGUUCUACAACAGAUUUUUCCACUUCUCCAGUGAAACUGCGGUUACAAGGACCAUUAAGUGCAAAUGGUAUUGGUCGUGUUGAAGUAUUAUAUCAUGGAUAUUGGGGGACAAUCUGUGAUUAUGGAUGGGAUACUCAAGAUGCUAGAGUUGUAUGUCGUCAACUUGGUUAUGAUCUAGAACAUGUACACAGUAGAACUCUUUAUAGAGGCCUGGUUCCUCCUGGUGCGGGACUGAUAUGGUUAGCUCACGUAGCUUGUAAUGGAAAGGAAUAUAACAUUAGAAGUUGUUCUCAUAAUGGUUGGGGGGCUAAUAAUUAUUGUUCUCAUUCUUACGACGCCGGAGUUGAAUGUUCUAACACAGGUGAAAAAAAUUCACCCGCGCCGUUCUUCAAACGCUGUGAAGCAAAUAAUAAAUCUGUCACCCUUCCUUCUCUGAGCCGGUGCAAAUCCCUAUCCUAUGGUAGAUUCUGUAGGCAGAAUUAUUAUACCCAGCUUUUGGAGUCGAGUCAAUCGACAGCUGUUACUGCAUAA
Dendronephthya gigantea is the source of this 1009-nucleotide messenger RNA. Its product is annotated as deleted in malignant brain tumors 1 protein-like. Gene Ontology annotation, cellular component: membrane. Bases 92 to 1009 code for a protein of 305 amino acids. The transcript has 7 exons. NCBI's taxonomy places the organism in Eukaryota, Metazoa, Cnidaria, Anthozoa, Malacalcyonacea, Nephtheidae. The record is from RefSeq and is a predicted model, not a curated record.